Molecule: messenger RNA, 1530 nt
Organism: Helianthus annuus (common sunflower)
Lineage: Eukaryota; Viridiplantae; Streptophyta; Magnoliopsida; Asterales; Asteraceae
Product: replication protein A 70 kDa DNA-binding subunit C-like
Exons: 10
Coding region: 1-1530 (509 amino acids)
Source: RefSeq, a predicted model, not a curated record
AUGUCAAAAGCAGACAUGUUUGAAGGCGGAGGAUCGUCUCUUUCUCUAAGUUUCAUCGAUGAUCUCAAUCCGUCGAAAGAUAUGUGGAAUCUAAAGGCUCGAAUCAUCAGAAAAUGGAUCCAAAUGUUUCGGAUGGAUCUGACCUUGCUGGAUGAGAAGGGUUGUAAGAUUCAGGCUGGUAUCAAGGGCCCUUUGAUACCUUAUUUAGACUCCCAACUACAGGAAGAUUCGGUUGUUGUUUUGUCCAGGUUUAGUGUUGGUGAAAACCUGGACCCAUACAAAGUUGUGAAUCAUGCUUAUAAGAUUAACUUUUAUCGUUGUACAACUGUUAGAGCUGUUGUUGGUAGGGAAGGUGUUGAAUACGGUUUUAAGCUGAUCUCACAUUCACUUAUUGACAAAGGAGAAUGCCAAGACCUUUUGACUGUUGAUGUUGCAGGUACUGUCGUUUCCUGUAGUGAUAUGGACAUGUAUGGAAAAGCUCCUAAAGAAAGAAAAAGGAUGAACUUUGAACUCCAAGAUGUGGAUUUAAAGAUUUCUUGGAUAAAAAAAUACCCGAAUGAUAAUGUGAUGGCUAUCAUUCAGCACGGAAAGAUUAAUGAAUGGCAGGGAAAAUACACUGUUCAGAAUGAUAAGUUUGGAACACGUAUCUUUUUUAAUCCAGAAAUCGAUGAAGUUGGACAACUCAGGAAGAGCCUUUUGGUACAACAAGUCCAAGCUGGCGGUUCUUCUUCUCAAUCGAUACUGUCAUCUCAAACUGCAAUGUCAUGUAUGGUAGUCGCAACCAUCAAGAUUGUUCAAGAAAACUAUGGUUGGUUUUAUCCUGCUUGUCGAAAGUGUUUUAAGAAGGUGCUGACUAAAACUGAGUAUUUGCAAUAUGCUCAAACUAUUUCGGAGUCGGUGAUGAACCUGGCGCCCACUUCUUUGGUCUGUCCCAAGUGUGAAGAAGAUUGUACAUCCGUAACCAUCAAGUUCAAGGUUCAUGUGAGGGUUCAAGAUGAAACCGGUAAUGUGACGUUUGUAAUAUUUGAUAAAGAUGUUAUGAAGAUUGUUGGUUCAAGUGCAAGUGACAUAAGAGAACGCCAAGUGAAGUCUAAUGAUACUCAAAGUUUUCCAUACGAGCUCACUCGGUUUCUUGAAAAGAAACUGGCGUUUAAGGUUGACAUUUCGGAAUACAAUCUUAAUCAUGACUAUCAUGUUUACACAGUCCAAAAAUUGUGUGACAAUCCAGAUAUAUUAGAUGAACUGGUUGCGGAUAAUGUUAUUCCUGCUGAUGUUGCUGAUGAGGUAAGUCAAGAAGUUUGGGACUCGAAAACCGUGCAACUAUCUGAAGAUUCACAGAGGGGCGGUGACUCGAUUUCCAAGGAUGUGUUGUCUGUUACGGCCGACUCUUCCGUCGUUGAAGUCGAGAAGGAUUUAGGAUCCAGUCCGAAUCACAAGAGAAGCGUUCAGCAUGUGGAAGGGUUAAAUGUUGGUGAGCUAUCUUCAAACAACAAACGAAACCGCAAGAAGCCAUCUAAGUUUAACAGUUAG